Rubroshorea leprosula is the source of this 1670-nucleotide messenger RNA. NCBI's taxonomy places the organism in Eukaryota, Viridiplantae, Streptophyta, Magnoliopsida, Malvales, Dipterocarpaceae. The record is from the annotation of a GenBank genome assembly.
AACAUGCCGACAAAGUUGCCUAAUUCUUUUUACAUAAUUAAGUUAAUUUCCCAUUAGGGAUUUUGAGUCUGAAAAAAAAAAGACUAGAUUUAGCACACUACCAAAGAAAUUUGUUUUAGAUACCUUUACAGUUCAUCUGAGUACAAUCUGAGAGCCGCGGAGAGAGAAAGUACAGCACCCUAAGAUCUUAUUCAUUUUGAAAGCCCAAUUAUUUUGUUGUACAUCCGUUGAUAUCAUCACUGGAAUCAUAACCGUUUGAUAAUUUAUUUGGCUUUGUCUGUCUCGAUCAUGAUAGAAUUUUGGUUGAGAGCUAGCUCUCUUCUGGGUCCCAGAUUUGGACACUCAAUAUGGAGGAAUCAAUACUUCCACGUGUUUUGCUCUUCCUCAUCUUCUUCUCCUUCUCGACUCUUCAUCCCGACAGCCCCCUCCAAGCCCCUCUAGCCACCAACUCAUUCUUUGAGAAAAUUGAUGACCAAACUUGGGAUUUUCUCCUUCUUUUCUUGAUAAGUAAUGAGAUUUGGGGUUUAGAAUCUUCCCUCUCAACCCAGAAAUCCCGGAUCUGCUCUGCUUCUUCCUCCCUUGUCCGUCGGGUUCUGCUGGGUUUGAAUCCUUCGGCUUUUUCUGUUUGCCGUGAGUUUCCCCCUGGAUCCCGUCGGCUUCCUCACCAGCCAAGCUCGGGUUCUGCUGGCUGGAAUUCUGGUUCCCGAUCAUUCUGUCAGUUAGCACUGAGAUUGAGUGCUCGAUUUUAUGCGAGUGAGUUGAGCAUGCCUAUUUGGAAAUUGACUGAACUGUUUGAUGAACUGAGAAAUUUGUGAAUAUUGAGUUUCUGUUAAAUCCAUGCCCACAUGGAAAUUUUCCGAUUUGUUCUGAAAUUCGAGAUUGAUUGUGAAAUUCGGGUUUUUCUGUAAACUCUGCAUGGUUUUGUCUCGGAUAUAGUCAUGAUUAUUAAUUACUGUGCCCGCUAGUGGGAGGUUUAUAAACACUAGCACAUGUCGACAUGUAUUUCUGUAGAACCGAUUCACCCUACCAAUGGGGUUAAACAUUGGUAAUUACUGUCGCCUGCCAGUGGGAGUUGUAAACAUUGGUACCAUUACUAACGCCUGCCAGUGGGAGUUGUUAAACACUGGCACUUCUGUAACCUUGCCUAUGGGGUUAAACAUUGGCAACUACUGUGCCCGCCAGUGGGAGGUUUAUAAACGCUGGCCAUGACUUAUAGAUGAGACUACUGAACUGAGUUUUCUUCUGCAUUGACGGUUUGUCAUGAAACGUUUUGUUAUUGAACUGAAUCUGAUUUUGCAUUGACGAGUUGUCAUUGAAUGCUUUGCAAUUAAACUGAAUCUGAUUUUGUCACUGAGCGUUUUGGUUAUAUUAAACUGUUUAUCUGGCGUGCUUAAAAGUUUUACCCAAGGGCUAUCCAUAUUUACUUACUGAGUUAUCUCAUAGUUUUCCCUUGUCCACCAUUUCAGGAAGCGAAACCGAGGACGGGGAAACCGAGGGGAGUGACGAGUUAGAAGGCUAGCCAUUCUAGUUGGAUAUAAGUUUUAGAUUUUAUCAUCCUUUUGUAAGUGAGAUUUUAUUCUUGAGAUUUAUGAUUUGAAUAAGUUCCGAGCCUUGUGUACUUGUGGGACCCGUCUCACGAGUGUACGGCGUCUGUCGCGUCUCGAAAUUGA